ACCUGGAAGCGAGAGAGAAAGAGAGAGAGGACGUCUGCUUCUCCUCACAAAACAACCCACCACCACGUCCACUUUACCCCUCCACCCCCCAACUCGUGUGCACUGGGGGUUCUCCGUGACGACCCCCGCGCGUGGAUUCUAUGGAACAAGGGCCGACCUGGUACUUGUUAACACGAAGGCUAACUAGUUAGCUACACCUGCUAAUCUCCGUUUUUUUCGAUAUCGACUGGGAACAAGUUUACUUUGUCUACUUAUGAUUUUUUUCGUACUGCUUUCACGAGCAUUCGUUCAGAUCUAUUGUUUCUAUUUUACGAAACGAUUUUAUAAAUGUUUUUAAUACACCGGUAAAUAAGCUAACACACGAGCGGAUGCUUUAUAGCUCGCGUUCAGUGCAUUAAAACUAAUUCUUUUUUUUUGUUUUUACAGUUUAAUGCAUUUUUGAACGCUUUAACGCAACAUAAUAACGGCCGUUAAGUGGUUCGGAAAACGUUCUCCGUGCAUUUGGGACGUUUUCAGGUGAAUGGGAAAACAAAGGCGAGUGGAGUCUGCUAUGAUUUUGCCUCUUAUCCUGCAAGUUGCUUUUUAUUUCAAUUAACCCUGCAAACCAAACGAACGCUAUCCCGACCGAGGAAGACCCCAAAGCGGACUGAAGCAGUCGUCGUCGCCGAUCCCGGUGGAGCUAUUACACCAACAUUCCCCCAUGAACAUACAGAGGUCACGUCCUAUUAACAUUUCACGUCAUGGCAGAUCGCGGCACAAAUCGCACGACUUCGAAGAUCUAUCUUGCCUGAGGAGCGCCGAGUCGCACCAGAGCUUCAGCCCCAACCUCGGCUCGCCCAGUCCCCCGGAAACCCCAGACGCCUCGCACUGUAUCUCCCGCAUCGGGGACUACCUCCUGCUGGAGCCCCUGGAGGGGGACCACGUCUUCAGGGCUGCUCACCUGCACAGCGGCGAGGAGCUUGUCUGCAAGGUGUUGGACGUGGGCCGCUACCAGGACUCUCUGGCGGCCUACUUCGCCCUAGGCCACCACCAGCACAUCAACCAGGUCUUGGAGGUCCUGCUGGGCGAGACCCGGGCCUACGCCUUCUUCGAGCGCAGCCAUGGUGACAUGCACUCGUUUGUGCGCACCUGCAAGAAGCUGCGUGAGGACGAGGCCGCCCGCCUCUUCUACCAGAUCGCCUCGGCCGUGGCGCACUGCCACGACAGCGGCCUGGUGCUGCGAGACCUCAAACUGAGGAAGUUUGUUUUCAAGAACGAGGACAGGAGUUCCCUGAAGCUGGAGAGCCUGGAGGACACGUACAUGCUGGCGGGCAGCGACGACUCGCUGUCCGACAAACACGGCUGCCCGGCCUACGUCAGCCCCGAGAUCCUCAACGCGGGCGGCAGCUACUCGGGUAAGGCGGCCGAUGUGUGGAGCCUGGGCGUCAUGCUCUACACCAUCCUGGUGGGCCGCUACCCCUUCCACGACGUGGAGCCCGGCUCGCUCUUCAGCAAGAUCCGCCGCGGGCACUUCAGCGUGCCCGACACGCUCACGCCGAAGGCCAAGUGCCUGAUCCGCGCUAUUUUACGCCGCGAGCCCACCGAGCGCCUCACCUCACGCGAGAUCCUCCAGCACCCCUGGUUCGCCGCCGCCGCCGCCGCCACCACCGCCGCUUCCCCGGGAGGGCGAGGGGAGCCGGAACAGAUGGUACCGGAGGUAACCAUGGAAGAGGAGCACUUAUUCAGUUGAGCACACGCCCAAGCACAAACGGACUACAGCUGUCGUUUAGCCAUGUUGUUGCUUUCCACCCCCCCCCCCCCCCCCCACAGCAUUUUCACAGAAAGAAAAAAAAAACUCCAAGACUAGCAUGAUAAACAUUGGAAGCUGACCCACAAAUAAUAAUGUAGCAUCAUGUGCUGUUCAAGAAACAUUUUUUUGUAAUUAUUCUUUUUGGUUUUGAUAUGGUGCUCGUAACAAGUAGGCAGAUUUCUGACACUACGGCAAGCAUGAAGGGACAGACCCACGAUUGGAUUCUUCAUCAUUACUGGGAUUGAAACAAAACAAAAAAAAAAAGAUUAUCAUCCUUGCUCCUCUGCUUUCAGUCUCGGAAUGUUUUCCCCGCAUUCCGCCGUGGUGUCCACUUGAUGCGUCUCCCACCAUUUUAAAUUUAGAACUUUAGGGGUUGGGAAUUUUCAAAGUUGGACAUCUUUUGUGGUGUAUCAUGUGAAUUUGGGGGAAUAACUGACAGGUGAACGGUGCACUCUAAAUCGUCCGUCAGUGUGACUGCGAGUGUGAAUGAUUGUUUGUAUGUGUGCCUUGUGAUUGGCUGGCAACCUGUUCAGGGUGUCCCCCGCCUUCUGCCCGAAGACAGCUGGGGUAGGCUCCAGCACGCCCGUCACCCCCGCGAGGAUAAGUGGAUUAGAAAAUGGAUGAAUAAGGAAUUUACAUUUUUUGUUUGUUUUACAGGGUUUCAGUCAUCAAGGUCAAAACAAUCCCUGAAGGUUGGUUCACCAACUCUUUUUUUUUUUUAAUUGACAUUUUUUAAGAUCUUGUUUAUGCGAUGAGGUUUACGAUUUAGUUUUGUAAUCAUCAGAUAUCCAUGCAAAAUAAUGUCACAAAAACAGGCUUCCCCCCCGGACCAAUUAAACAUUAAAUUGGCAUACAUGACCACACCCUGAACACGCGUUGGGGCUGCACCGUAUUCCCCUAAAUUCCCAUGAAAUCUAACUUUGAAAAUGUCUGGAAUUUUGCAACCCGUGGAAUAGUCUUCUGUUACAAAUAAAUGCCAAGUAUCGCGUGGUGGUCUGCACUUAACGUGUGGCUACCGUUUAAAAUUUUGUAUUUAAAGUUUUUGGGAAAACGAGAGUGCGGCGUUUAUUUAAAUGAAGCAGCUAUACAUGAAUAUAUGUGUACAUACAUAUAUAUGUAUGUGUAUAUAUAUAUAUAUAUAUAUAUCAAGAAGUAUAAAUCUAUAUAUUUAAAAGUACUACAUUGCAGGGUUUGAGUUUUUCUUUUGACACAGGACGUUGUCUCACGCUCGCAAUCCACCUUAUGGGCUACUAUUUCCACCUCCACUCCCCCUCUUCGAUCGGUAAAGCACUUGCAGAAUUCCGGGCCACGCUGUGCAUUAUGGGUAAGGGUACUUUGGCUCCCAACUUUUCCUCUUUUUUUUUUCCCUCCCCCUACCUGGACUCCCACACAUGCGUAGCAGAGAUCUGCAAGUGGUUUAUUCUCAAUGAUCCUUAAAUUUGCAAGGGAGGGGUCUGGUCCAGGCUGGAUGGCCAAGUUAAAAAAAAAAAGAUUUUUUUCUUUUUCCCUUGUAGAUGGAGCUUCCUUUUUUAUUUAAAUUGGUGCUGAUUUGGUACUAGUGAGAAAAAGGGGUACCAGGGAAGGCUUUUUUUUUUUUGUGGUGCAUGGUGGGAUAUCUGCCUCAGAUGUUCAGAUGAUAUCGUUUAAAACCAUUUCUGGUGUUUUGUCCAAAUUUAUUAUUCCGUCAAUAAAAUUGUGAACUGCAAUCUGGUGUCUUGCUGUAAUUUUAUCCAAGCGUGUAUUUAAUGUAAACACAAGAUCAGGAUGAACAGAUGAAGCAGAAUCACAAUGAAUUCAUAUUUGCAUGUAUUUUCAUAAAACUGAAAUACAUGUCUAUUUGUGCACAUAUACAUAUCGGUGAUGUAUAUAUGUAUCUAUUCAUGCAUUUAUGUACAGUAUGUGUAUAAAUGUGUCGAAUCAAAAUCGCUAUAUAAAUCUUAUCAUUCUUACUUAUUUUUAUUCGGUUACUUUUAAUUUUAUUAUUCAAAUCAUAGUGACCCACAUUGCCAAAGCUGGGGGGUUUUUUUUGUAUGUUGAAUGUCCCCCCCCCAUUUCAUUUUGUCACGUGGUUGCACAAACUAAAAUCAUUUGGAUCCAGAUAGAACUUCCAAGUAGAUUUAUAGUCAAAUCAAAAUGACAUCUCCUCUUAAUAAUUAUACAGUAAUACUCUCAUUUUAAAAAAAAUCUAUUUUGGAGCUACAGUGCAUGUUUAUCCAUUAGACAGCCACAAUUACUUUAGCGCCACCGUAUGGCCAAAAGGCGUAUUAAUGUACAAUUUUACCUUGGAAAUUCACGGUCAAGUCACACUAAAAUCUAACAGAAGCAUUUUUUACAUCCUGUAAGAUAUUUUAGAAAACAGUAACGCCCAUUAACGAAAUGAAACGAAUUACUAUCGCGAAUUAGAUAUGUAAUGACAAAGGCAACAUUAAAAUUAUUUCAAGAAAUUCUGCUCUAAACGGAUGCACUUUUCUUAUCUCAGAGCUUUAUUGGAUACGUUAGGUUUUGUGCUGCUCCACAAGCUCCUUUUUAUGCUGCUCGUUUGUCAAGGACUUAACGUGGCAAUAAAGUGUUACGUUGGCGUCGUCCCUCUAUCAGCUGCUCUUGUGUGGACAUCAACUUUUAUGAUAUGCAGUAUAUACUGUGUAUGUUUGUUUGUAUGGCCGCAGGCAACAUGUGACAUUGUUUGAUGGGUUUUACCGCACGCCUAAUUGCACAAUGCAAACUCCCGAGGGCCUCAUACAAGUCACGUCAUGUUGAUUUAUGUGAUCUGAUGUAGUCGGCAUUCUGGCCUACAAGCCACAUUUUGAAGGCUUGCAAACAAAAUUGUAUUAAAAUUCAUUCCCCAAAAAGUCCAAAAUGUUCCCCAAAAAAUCACCCAAAAUUGUACCACAAAAAUUGCAAAAAAAAAAAAAAAAAUCACUCCAAAAGGUGUCAAAUAAAUAAAUAAGGAAUCAGGCAAAAAUUCUGAUGAAAAGAAACAAUCACUCAAAAAAAACUACUCAAUUUGAAAUGAUUUUUUUGGUCUUUUGUCGGACACUUAACCAAAUCACUAAAAUCUCGGUACAAAAGUUCCUCAAAAGGGAAGCUCUUUAUAUCAGAAUCUGUGUGAAACAAAAGCCAAGCAACCGCGACUUUGAUAGCCCCUGUGAAUGUGAUUACGAAUUAAAACGGGCCAAGACCAAGUGCUCCGACACGGUCUUCAAAACAUGGACUUGUCUCGACUGUGACUUCAGUCUUUUACUGGAAAUCCGAGGCUGUGUUUUUAUGCAUGAAUAGACUUACUUUCCUCAGAGGAAAAACCAAGCAUUAUAGCAAGCAAUUAACCUUCAAAAAAAAAGAA
Hippocampus zosterae (dwarf seahorse) is the source of this 5129-nucleotide messenger RNA. RefSeq names its product tribbles pseudokinase 2 (gene trib2). Gene Ontology annotation, molecular function: protein kinase activity; mitogen-activated protein kinase kinase binding; ATP binding. The transcript is spliced from 3 exons. Gene Ontology annotation, cellular component: nucleus. Bases 701 to 1729 code for a protein of 342 amino acids. Gene Ontology annotation, biological process: protein phosphorylation; positive regulation of proteasomal ubiquitin-dependent protein catabolic process; regulation of MAP kinase activity. NCBI's taxonomy places the organism in Eukaryota, Metazoa, Chordata, Actinopteri, Syngnathiformes, Syngnathidae. The record is from RefSeq and is a predicted model, not a curated record.